Molecule: messenger RNA, 1930 nt
Organism: Puntigrus tetrazona (Sumatra barb)
Lineage: Eukaryota; Metazoa; Chordata; Actinopteri; Cypriniformes; Cyprinidae
Gene: ccn6
Product: cellular communication network factor 6
Exons: 5
Coding region: 13-1035 (340 amino acids)
Biological process (GO): signal transduction; cell adhesion
Cellular component (GO): extracellular matrix; extracellular region
Molecular function (GO): heparin binding; integrin binding
Source: RefSeq, a predicted model, not a curated record
UGCAGGCUGUAUAUGAUGCUAUCACUACUGUGCUGUGUUCUGCUGCUCUUUCUAAGUCAGGGUGCUGAUAGCAGGCAGAAGGCGAAAGAAGUGAAGGGCCUGGAGAGGAGGCAGUUCUGUAGCUGGCCGUGUAAAUGUGGUGUCCGGCCGCCGUGUGCCCCCGGUGUCAGCUCCAUCUUGGAUGGCUGCGGCUGCUGCAAAACCUGUGCACGGCAGAUUGGGGAAUCAUGCAACGAGAGGGAUGUCUGUGACCCACACAAAAGCAUGUACUGUGACUUUUCCAAAGACCAGCCACGUUAUGAAGUUGGCAUCUGCGCUUACAUGAUGGGGGUAGGGUGUGACCUGAAUGGGGCUCACUAUGAUAACGGACAGGCCUUCCAACCAAGCCCACUCUACAAGUGCACGUGCAUUGCUGGAGCUGUCGGCUGCACUCCUGCCUUCAUCCAGAAGCCAGCUGGAAUGUUGAGUACCGCUGCUCUCCAGGCCAGCUUGCCAGCAGGACUCAAGAGCAAUCAAAGCCCCAAACACCAGCAGGACACCACCUACAGGACCAUGUCAGCUUACAGGGAUCCUCCCUUAGCCUGGAAGAAGAACUGUUUGGUUCAGACCACACCCUGGUCACCCUGUUCACGCACCUGUGACAUCGGCAUCUCUGUACGAGUCAACAAUGACAACAGCAAGUGUGAGAUGAGAAAAGAGCGACGACUCUGUCUGCUUCGACCAUGUGAUAAAAAAGCUCUAAAGGGGCUUAAGAUGCCAAGAGGUAAAACCUGCAAACCGAAAUUCCAGGCCAGUAAAGCAGAGAAGCUCUCGCUGUCUGGUUGUACCAGCGUUAAGAAGCACCGCCCAACAUAUUGCGGCAUCUGCACAGACAAGCGCUGCUGUGUUCCCAAUAAGUCCAAAAUGGUGAACAUAGAAUUCCACUGCAAAGGGGUAUCUAACGUACGCUGGAAGAUGCAGUGGAUCACUUCCUGUGUGUGUCAGAGGAAGUGUAAUGAUGCCAAUGACAUGUUUUCAGAGCUGCACUUAAUAUAAAAUAGGAAAACAGGAAGUACGCAAUGUGUAAUGUAAGCUAUAGCAUAUGUACAGUUACGACCAGAAACCCUCUAUGCAAGUAUAUGAACGAAGACAAGCAACUACACACUUCUGUUUUAUGGACAUGUAGUAAAUACUUAAUGUCCACUAAUAAACCUCAGAAAUAUUCAGGUAGCUUUAUGGCCCUUGCAAAAUUGAAUGGCAAGGUUUUACAAUGAGUUGGUUUAAAAAGACAAAUGGCACACUGCUAUGCACUUAAACUGAGCAGUCUAUGAAUUUUUAUUUUAGUGUAUGAAGGUUAUUAUUGGUUGAUAGCCCCUCCUCCUCUGCUAUGUAAUUAAAGCUGUGACAGUUGAGUGUAUGAUGCAGUAUCCAAAACUUUUUUUCUUUUUUUGUCUGGUUCACAUGUUUGAAUAGAGUAUGAUUAAGGCCUAGACGCACAACUGUUUUAACAAAUUGAAACCAGUGUUUAACUCUGUUGUAAUACAGCAAGUAAAGAGAAAGGGGAGAUAUCUUUGUAAACAUUUAAAUUAAGUAAUGCCAUGUUAAUACGUGUCUCAUUCCUCAUGUCAUGUACAGCAAAUUCUCAGGUCACAGCUGCUGUAGAGACUUUGAACUUAUUUGAUAAAACUGACAUUUAAAACAGAUCUACCAUCACCUCUGAGGUUAAGCAAUGACAUAUACUUCAAAAAGUCAAACAAACAAAUAAAUAUCAACCUUGUCCCAACAUUGUCCAAUUAUAACAUUAUUUUGGAGCAAAGCUCAAACAACUAGAGAUCACUAUAGAAACAGAAAUAUUCAUGAAGAUGAAUAGACUUUCCUCAAGUUAAUAAAUCAAAAGAGUGUUAAUGUUGUGCAGUAUGUGAAAGUUAACAUCAAAAUAAAAAAUACAUCU